AUUAUCAGCAACUGAAAUCUCAUCUCAAACCUGCAUAGAAAUGGCAGCAGAAGCAGCAGAUGAUGCAAGAAACGCAAUUAGCAGAUUUUUCAAUAAUAUUGGAAAAUCCGACGCGACCAAACAAGUGAUUAUUGGGGCAGUUUCCGGAUUUGCCACCGGUUUUAUUUCGGCCAAGGCCGGAAAAACGGUGGCUCUUUCCGUUGGAGGCGGCAUCAUCAUUCUGCAAGUGGCAAACGAUCAGGGCAUCAUCAAAGUGAACUACAAUAAAGUUAAUAGGAAAAUUGAUAAAGUGGCGGACAAAGUGGAAGAGGUUCUAACUGGCCGUUCAGCCAGUUGGACCGAUAAAGUGGUGAAUUUCACGAAGAGAAAUACUCCGUUUACUGUGGGCUUUGUUGGCGGCGUGCUCAUUGGAGUGGGAAUUUCCGCUUAAAGUUUAGCAUCGGAUGUACUUCCACUUAAUCCAAAUAGUAUUUAACUUAAGUGAAAAACCCUUGUAUGGUAGCAUUCGAAAAAUCAUACUGUUUAGUAUUAAAGCUUUAAUGAAUCUCGUGUAAAGCUGUGUUAGAUCGCGCAAUAACUUCCAUCUGUUUUUAUUAGCAAAACUGCCUUAGGUCAAAUAUGUAUUUCUGUUCACGCUGUUUUAUUUAUUAAACAUAUUGGUCACCUAAA
This is a messenger RNA of Dendroctonus ponderosae (mountain pine beetle), 669 nucleotides long. RefSeq names its product FUN14 domain-containing protein 2. The record is from RefSeq and is a predicted model, not a curated record. The transcript has a single exon. Lineage: Eukaryota; Metazoa; Arthropoda; Insecta; Coleoptera; Curculionidae. The coding region runs from base 41 to 430 and encodes 129 amino acids. Gene Ontology annotation, cellular component: mitochondrial outer membrane. Gene Ontology annotation, biological process: autophagy of mitochondrion.